Colletotrichum gloeosporioides is the source of this 900-nucleotide messenger RNA. RefSeq lists its product as uncharacterized. The record is from RefSeq and is a predicted model, not a curated record. Lineage: Eukaryota; Fungi; Ascomycota; Sordariomycetes; Glomerellales; Glomerellaceae. Bases 1 to 900 code for a protein of 299 amino acids. The transcript has a single exon.
AUGGAGCCUACGAGCAAAAGCAACGCCAGGACUCUAGACGGUGCCGCCGAUGACCACGGUUUAUGCGCGUUUACUUGCGCGCGUGGGUACUGCCCGUCACUCUGCGCUGAUCCAGACUUGGGCCAGGCAACAGAUCUCUGGCAGGCUGGCUACUUUGUCCCAGAGUACAGCAUCGAAGAGGACGACGUCUUUCCCAGCAUUCUUUCCACCGACACUACGUGCGAUCCGAGUGUUAGGCCCCAAACUCUCGAUGAUUUGGUCAAGGUCAUGAAUGACGAUACUUACAACCCUGUCUGCCGAAACCUUUGGGCCCUUCGCAUACUUUCCGACUCUCUUGACAGCUUUCAGGCGGACUACACGGACGCUCUCAGUGGAUACGAUUCCGUGUUCGGCUGCUACGUCGACUACGUCAAGGAGUCAAUCAACCCCCAGCUCACAUCAUACAUGGACUUCGACACCGGGGCAGGUAACAAGUUCUUUACGUGCUCUUGGACCGUCCAAUCCAGGACAAGAGAAGGUCCUUGCCCGCCGGCGGACAAGUUCUGGCAACAGCAAGCGUCUUGGUCAGUGACGUAUACUUUGUCUGAUGCGGAUGGCUUCUACGCCGCCGUCGAAAAAGAUCUUGGCAUCGAGAAGGACUGGAUUUCCUUUGGCAACUGGCAGCAGACGCCAGACAGCGAAUGCGCCGAUGCGCCAGACUGGCGCCCCAAAACACCCAAGAUUAGCUGCCGCAAUCAGCUUCUCUACAAAAAGGGUAUCCCGGUCAGCAGCAACAACGUCAAGGUGUCAAACCCUAAGGACGUUAUUGAGGCGGCGAUGCCGUCGAUCAGCGACUUAUCCAUGCGCGUCUUGAAUAUGUACGUGAUGGCAGGCCUUGGCUACGCGGAGGAUAACAGGUGA